CAGCACACUUGCUGCAAAAGGAAACUUAGAUGAUCGUCUCUUUGAUUUGGGUAUCAACUGAUAUUUGUUUUCUAAUUUGAAGCUAGUUCAUCCAGAUCGGGAAUGGAUAGGGUAGUUACUAGCACGGGCUCGUUUGUAUGAGGCUUUUCUGAUCAAAAAGGAACGACAUCCGUGUUGGAGGCCAGCUACUGCAAGACCCUAGUACCAGGGAGAGAAGAAGGGGCUAACGCGUACUAGGUAAUCACACGAUGGCCCGGCCUGGACGGAGGGUGGGUGUUGUGUUUGCUUCUUCGAUGCUGUCGCCAAUACUUCAACCAACUGCGAUCAAGAGGGCAAUUCCGAUCACGACUGCGGCGAGGGACAUUCCUACCUCCAUGGACCUCAAUAGCACAACAUGUAAAAGCACAGCUGUUUCCGCGAGCCUCGAUCUGGUCGCAUAUGCUGUCUCGAACAUGAGGCUCCACGGGGCAACCAAUAAUCCGUGUGGUGUUCGUCGGGUCCGCAUGUCGGUUACACAGCAAAUGUCGGUCAGUCCUAAGGAUGGCUGGAUCUUCGUAUUAAUCGACGCAUAUCGGGCAGAUGGCCAUCAUUGAUACAUGCUGCCUCCGUUUACUUCCAAGGGCGCACCCGGCGCAAUGGGUCGAUUGCGGAUGUGGUCGCACGGAUUGCAGAAAA
Molecule: messenger RNA, 675 nt
Organism: Aspergillus neoniger CBS 115656
Lineage: Eukaryota; Fungi; Ascomycota; Eurotiomycetes; Eurotiales; Aspergillaceae
Exons: 3
Coding region: 249-593 (114 amino acids)
Source: RefSeq, a predicted model, not a curated record